This is a messenger RNA of Temnothorax curvispinosus, 2393 nucleotides long. RefSeq names its product protein cueball (gene cue). Lineage: Eukaryota; Metazoa; Arthropoda; Insecta; Hymenoptera; Formicidae. The transcript has 6 exons. The coding region runs from base 94 to 1812 and encodes 572 amino acids. The record is from RefSeq and is a predicted model, not a curated record.
CAAAUACAGAGAGGGCUGCGUGAUCCGUGUCGCCUGCUCGUGCUCCUCAUCUCGUCACGGUCUGUCCACGCGAAUGCCGAACGACUGCCAGUCAUGAUCUCCGCCGAGACGCGACACCUCCUCCCGAGCACGCUCCUCCUGCUGUGCAACCUCGUGGUCGCGACGUACGCCCGUUCCUGGGACUUAGCCGUGGUGAUCGGGAACGAAAUCGACUUUUUCGCGCGAAACAGUACACCUAUGGGCCAUGCCAGCAUCGGAGAAGCCGUUGCUUUAACCGGAGUAACGUACGAUGACACCACUCGAACGAUGUAUUUGUCUGACGUAAGGAACAACGUAUCUAUAUUCAGCAACGAUCUCACGGAGAGGAAUUUCACGUCAACCCCUCUGCUGAAGAAAGAGAACGGAAUGCACAUCGUCGGGAUCGUUUUCGACACGUCGUCGCGCACUUUGUUCUGGGUCGACGCCUUGAAGGACAUCAUCGCGCAGAUGCACGUACCGCUGAACGGUGAACUGGGUGAUCCUGUCGUUUUGCACAAUCUUACCGGGAGCAGCCCACGUGGUAUCGCCCUCGACGUGUGUAACAGCCGCAUAUACUGGGUGAACAGUAAUAUCUCAAAUCCCAGUAUCGAGUGUUCUAAUCUCGACGGAAGUGAUCGGACGAUUGUCAUCAAGGAGAAUCUAUAUGAGCCCCUAUCGGUGGCGAUCGACCAUGCGGAGCGAAAAUUGUACUGGAUCGACGACGUCGAGGGGAUCCACUUCAAGAUCGAGCGCAGCAACUUGGACGGUAGCCAACGGGAACUGCUGGUCCAUAGCAAGCAUCAGCAGCCGGUUUAUCUGGCGGUGGACAGUGAAUCGAUAUAUUGGUCCGAUUGGGUCUACAGCGCGAUCUGGACCAUGCCGAAAAGCGCCAAGGCUGGGGAUAUCCCAAUCAAAUUCAAAUCAUACUAUGACUCGAGAAGAGAUGCCGAUCCGGCCGGCAUCGUGACGCGCGACAACGUCGGCCAGAUCGAUUGCGCGACGAUUCUAUCGACGAUAGAGAAGAGAACGAACCUAUCGGUGUCAGCUCCACGAUCGGCGGCCACAUUCAAUAAUUUAACUACCAGCACAGAGGAAUCGGAUUUGACCACCGAGAGCUCCAAAUACUGCCUAAACGACGGCCAUUUGAACAAAACGAGCAACACGUGCCGGUGUAAAGCAGGGUUUAGCGGACCCUUUUGUGAAAUUUCUCUCUGUCACAAUUACUGCCUCCGUGGUAAAUGUAUUGUAAAUCAUCACGGACUUCCUGAAUGCAUAUGCACAGACACAUUUAGCGGCACCCGCUGCGAGACGGAUGUCUGUAAUGAUUACUGCCUUUACGACGGUGAGUGUUCCGUCCAAGAUGGAAGGCCAUCUUGUAGCUGUAAAUAUUCCAAAGGGACCCGAUGUGAAGAGCCGGACGAUAUCGCGGAGAUCUGUACAAUCUAUUGUGCGAGCGAUCGCAUUGGAUCACACAGCAUCAGUUUGACGUCGUGCAGGUGUACAGACUCUAAUCAAACAGCUGAAAGAAUUACGCUUAGCGACAGUUUCCAGAACGGUACGCUGCUACCAAUAUUCGUAGCCUUCACCGCUCUGCUUCUUGUAAUGCUCGCCAUACUCAGUUACUAUGUGAACAAAUUACGAAGGCGACCGCGAAUCAAGAGGCACUACGUGGUCAGUAAGGGCGUUACGCCGCUCACGUCCCGACCGCAGAUACCGGAUCAGUGUGAAAUUACCAUAGAGAAUUGUUGCAACAUGAAUAUCUGCGAAACUGUGAGUGAUAUGUCAUCUAAGUAACGCCCUAUGGUAAUUGAUAGCAUGCGUAGCGUCAAGGCUUGCUGACGCUAAAGAAAUUUAAGACCGAAUCUCCCGAUGCCCGUUCUCCUCGUGUUUCGGAUUUCCUUUUGCUUCGGAUGCAAAAUCAUGAAUUAUGACUCUUCACAAUCGCGGUUAUCAUGCUCUUAUAAUUACGAUAAGUUAUUAGAGAAGAAAUUUUAUUUGGCUCUGUUGACAAGAACACGCGAUUGCACGACUUUUUAACUUCGAAGAACGCAACGAAAUAUUUUUCUCAAAAUCUUCUCACUACUUUUAAUUAGGAUUAUAGAUGACUCUCUAUGCUUGGAUAUCUUCCUUUGAAAGAAGAUGUUCAAUUAGUUUGUGCAUUAUGAAGUACGAAUUUUUAGGCUAUUUGCGUAUCUCUACCUUAAAAAGAAACUUAUUAUACGCUAUAUAAUAACUGUCACGGAAAUGACGGCUUUCAGAACAGUAUUGCGUUAGUAUUGUUACGUUGUGACUAAUUCUAACUGUUUGUUUAUUAUUUUAAUAAUUUUAUUUAACUGCUGUUAUAUAAAAAAUGCAUGGUUACUUAAAAAAUAAAU